GAGUGGCGGUAGUUAGCAUUUAGCGUGCCAACAGUAUUGUCUGCGCUCUCCUGGAGGGGCAACCUGUGUUGUUUGUGUGAUGUUUGGGUGAAAAUAAAACUUCUCGAGUUGCAAGCAUGGCACUUUCGAUGGAAACGCAGCUGCAGAGCAUUUUUGAGGAUGUUGUGAAAACUGAGAUAAUAGAAGAGGCCUUUGCUGGCAUGUUCAUGGACACUCCAGAGGAUGAAAGGACUAAACUGAUCAGUUGUCUCGGAGCCUUCAGACAAUACUGGGGAACACUGCCACAGGAGUCUCAUGAGCAGUGUGUUCAGUGGAUUGUGCGGUUUAUACACAGUCAGCACAGUCCCAAAAGGAUCUCCUUCCUGUACGACUGUCUAGCGAUGGCUGUGGAGACGAGCCUACUGCCGCCAAGGAUGGUAUGUGUUGCUCUGAUAAGCUCAGACAGUUUGGAGUGGGAAAGGACUCAACUGUGGGCCUUAACUUUCAAACUGAUCCGCAAAAUCAUUGGAGGGGUGGACUACAAGGGUGUUCGUGAUUUACUGAAAGCUGUCCUGGAUAAAAUACAAACCAUCCCCACCUUUGUCAGCUCAGCUAUAGUGCAGCAGCUUCUGGCUGCCAGAGAGGUGGUGGAAUAUAUUCUGGACAGAAAUGCUUGCCUCCUGCCAGCCUACUUCGCUGUCACAGAAAUCAGAAAGCUGUAUCCAGAGGGACAACUUGCACACUGGCUUUUAGGCAGUUUGAUAUCAGAUUUUGUGGACAGCUUCAGACCAACAGCUAGAAUCAACUCUAUAUGUGGACGAUGUAGUCUCUUACCAGUAGUGAAUAACAGCGGAGCCAUCUGUAACUCCUGGAAAUUAGACCCCACAACUCUCCGCUUCCUCUUGAGGGGCAUGCUGCCUUUUGACAAGGACCUGUUUGAGCCACAGACGGGCUUACUCCGCUACGUGCUAGAGCAGCCGUACUCCAGAGAGAUGGUGUGCAACAUGUUAGGACUCAACAAACAGACUCUGAACAUUGCCCAGCAAAAACAGCGUUGCCCGGUGCUGGAGGAGCAGCUGGUGGACCUGGUUGUGUACGCCAUGGAGCGCUCUGAGACCGAGGAGCAUUUUGACGCUGAUGUCGGAGGAACUAGCCAGUUGCUGUGGCAGCACCUCUCCUCCCAGCUUAUUUUCUUUGUGUUAUUUCAGUUUGCAAGCUUCCCUCACAUGGUGCUGUCAUUACAUCAGAAGCUUGCAGGUAGAGGCCUUAUUAAAGGGAGAGAUCACCUGAUGUGGGUCCUGCUGCAGUUCAUAUCAGGCAGCAUUCAGAAGAACGCCUUAGCUGACUUCUUGCCAGUUAUGAAGCUUUUUGACCUGCUUUAUCCAGAGAAAGAGUGCAUUCCAGUUCCUGACAUUAACAAGCCCCAGUCCACCCAUUCCUUCGCCAUGACCUGCAUCUGGAUCCACCUAAACCGCAAAGCUCAGAACGACAACUCCAAGCUACAGAUACCCAUACCGCACUCCCUGAAACUACACCAUGAGUUUCUCCAGCAGUCACUGCGUAAUAAGACCCUGGGCAUGUCUGAUUAUAAAAUCGCCCUGCUGUGCAAUGCCUACAGCACCAACUCUGAGUGCUUUACUCUGCCAAUGGGUGUCCUGGUAGAGACCAUUUAUGGAAAUGGGUCAAUGAGGAUCAACCUGCCAGGCACCAGCUGCAUGGCAUCGGGAUCGGUCACGCCGCUGCCCAUGAAUCUGCUGGAUUCACUCACUGUACAUGCAAAGAUGAGUUUGAUCCAUAGCAUCGCCACACGCGUGAUCAAGUUGGCUCACGCCAAGUCCAGCGUUGCUCUGGCCCCCGCGCUGGUGGAAACGUACAGCAGGCUGUUGGUCUACAUGGAAAUUGAAUCUCUUGGCAUCAAGGGAUUUAUUAGCCAGUUGUUGCCAAACGUGUUUAAAUCUCAUGCGUGGGGAAUUCUUCACACAUUACUGGAGAUGUUCAGCUACAGGAUGCACCACAUCCAGCCGCACUACAGAGUCCAACUACUGAGUCAUCUGCACAGCCUGGCUGCCGUUCCACAGACCAACCAGAACCAGCUGCAUCUAUGUGUUGAGAGCACAGCUCUGCGGUUGAUCACAGCUUUGGGGAGUUCAGAAGUGCAGCCCCAGUUCACCCGUUUCCUCAGUGACCCAAAAACAGUUCUGUCAGCCGAGUCUGAGGAACUGAACCGCGCCUUGAUCCUCACACUGGCCAGAGCCACGCAUGUCACUGAUUUUUUCACAGGAUCUGACUCCAUCCAAGGUACUUGGUGUAAAGACAUUCUCCAAACCAUCAUGAACUUCACACCUCACAACUGGGCCUCACACACACUUUCCUGCUUCCCAGCGCCGCUACAGGCGUUUUUCAAGCAGAACAACGUUCCCCAGGAGUCUCGUUUUAACCUGAAGAAGAAUGUGGAAGAGGAGUACAGGAAGUGGAAGUCAAUGGCCAACGAGAAUGAUAUCAUCACCCACUUCUCCAUGCAGGGCUCCCCUCCAUUGUUCCUCUGUCUGCUGUGGAAGAUGCUGCUGGAGACGGACCACAUAAACCAGAUAGGCUUUAGGGUCUUGGAACGUAUUGGAGCUCGUGCACUGGUGGCUCACGUACGCACAUUUGCAGACUUUCUGGUCUAUGAGUUCUCAACGUCUGCUGGGGGACAACAGCUCAAUAAGUGCAUUGAAAUACUCAAUGACAUGGUCUGGAAAUACAACAUCGUCACAUUGGAUAGACUCAUUUUAUGUCUGGCAAUGCGCAGCCACGAGGGAAACGAGGCUCAGGUUUGCUACUUCAUAAUCCAGCUCCUUCUGCUGAAGCCAAACGACUUCAGGAACAGAGUCAGUGAUUUUGUGAAGGAGAACGCCCCCGAGCACUGGCUGCAGAGUGACUGGCACAACAAGCACAUGAACUACCACAAGAAAUAUCCAGAGAAGUUGUACUUUGAGGGUCUUGCAGACCAAGUCAACCCUCCCAUGCAGCUCCAGCCUCAAUACCUGCCAAUCUACUUUGGCAACGUGUGUCUGCGCUUCCUGCCGGUCUUUGACAUCGUCAUCCACCGCUUCCUGGAGCUUCUCCCGGUCUCCAAAUCUCUGGAAACGCUGCUGGAUCAUCUGGGAGGACUGUACAAGUUUCAUGACCGCCCAGUCACAUACCUGUACAACACGCUUCACUACUAUGAACGGCAUCUGAGAGACAGAACCAACCUGAAGAGGAAACUGGUGCAUGCCAUCAUGUCUUCACUGAAGGAAAAUCGUACUCCAGGUUGGUGUUUGAGUGAAACUUACUUGAAGUGUGGCAUGAACCCCAGAGAGGAUAACGUAUGGGUCCCCGAUGACACCUACUACUGCAAGCUGAUUGGCCGCCUUGUGGACACCAUGGCAGGAAAAUCACCCGGUCCCUUCCCGAACUGUGACUGGAGGUUUAAUGAGUUCCCCAACCCUGCAGCUCACGCCCUGCAUGUUACCUGUGUGGAGCUGAUGGCUCUGGCCGUGCCGGGCAAAGAUGUCGGCAAUGCUUUGCUCAAUGUUGUGCUGAAGAGUCAACCUCUAGUCCCCAGAGAGAACAUCACAGCUUGGAUGAAUGCCAUUGGACUUGUGAUCACUGCACUUCCUGAACCCUACUGGAUCGUCCUCCAUGAUCGCAUCGUAUCUGUGAUCAGCUCUCCAGCGCUGACAUCAGAGACAGAGUGGGCAGGUUAUCCCUUUGCCUUACUGGACUUCACAGCCUGCCACCAAAGCUACAGUGAGAUGAACUGCAGCUACGUUCUAGCGUUAGCACACGCUGUCUGGCACCACUCAUCCAUCGGACAGCUGUCUCUGAUUCCCAAAUUCUUGUCAGAGACGCUGAAGCCCAUCGUCCAGACAGAGUUCCAGUUACUUUACGUGUAUCACCUGGUGGGGCCGUUCCUGCAGCGCUUCCAGCAAGAAAGGACUCGAUGCAUGCUGGAGAUUGGUGUGGCCUUCUAUGAGAUGCUGCAGGCUGUCGACCAACACAGCCAACAUCUCAGCUACAUGGACCCAAUCUGUGAUUUCCUCUAUCACAUUAAAUACAUGUACACUGGAGACAGUGUGAAGGACCAGGUGGAGAAAAUCAUCAUGACUUUACGUCCGGCCAUGAAGCUGCGUCUGCGAUUCAUCACACACAGCAGCAUGACAGACACCUCAUCAUCAGCUGCCACUGCCGUUGCCUCCACAUCUUCUGCCUCAUCUUCCUCAUCCUCCUCCAGCACCCCUCAGCCUCCUUCCUCCUCACUUCCCUCCUCAAACACCACCGGGUCUCCCUCCUCCUCACAGCACACACACACACCUAUGUAGAUGGAUUUUCAUGAGCAGUUACAAUAAAAUCAUGUUGGUGGACUUGAACAGAGUUACAACCUGAUAUUUUGUUUGUCAAUCUUGGCAUGAAAUUUUGUAAUUAUUGUCUUUACAAGCAUAACCUUUGGAGUGUAAGCUGCAUGAAGUUAUUGCUAAAUAAAAAUAAAGUUUACAUGUCUGGAAAACUAAAUGAAACGUUUUGACAGAAUUCAGAGGAGCCAAUAUUUUUAGAAAAUAUCUUAAAUAUUCUAAAUCAAACCUAAUGAAUUAUCGGAGCAAGCAAAUGUAAAAUAAGCAGCUCAGAGUUUGAGUCUGUCAGGAAGCUCACAAGCAUUUCUUGUUGCUAUCGUAGUAUCUUUAUGUUUUGUAUACAUGUUUCUAUUGUACAUUAUUAUUACUUUAUUAAAUACCUGGGUAUUUUUUAUUUUUUUUACCCCCAAAAUAAACACAAACUGUUUUUAUGCAAAUUGUCUUCACAGUAAAUCAAGCUCUGCCUUUCUUCUCAUCUAACUUUCAGUAUUUUGAAAUGGUUUCUAUAUAAAAAUGUCCUCAAAAAUUAGCGUUUAAAAAGCAUGCAAUGAUAAAGAUCAAAAUUUUUUCUUCUUUGGAUUGUUUUGUCUUUUAAAAAAUGCCACGUUUUUAUUCUGCAGCUUGUUGUUUGGCUGAGUGAAAAUACUAAAGUGUCAGUUCAGCUUACGUGUGUAUUUCUCUUUGCAGAAAAAUAGCCUUUAAUGAGGUGAGUUGCACUCAAGCAGGUCAUCACCUUGUCUGCUCGGAUUGUGAGAGCGCUGGACUAACCCUAUGUGUCGUACUAAAUGUAACAUGAAACCUGUUAGCCUGACACCAGCAGGGGGAGUCCAGCAUUUAUGUCAACUCUUUUUAUUUUUUUUAACUAGUUUAAACUCUUGGUCAACA
Messenger RNA from Melanotaenia boesemani (Boeseman's rainbowfish), 5240 nucleotides. RefSeq names its product mediator complex subunit 23 (gene med23). Gene Ontology annotation, biological process: regulation of transcription by RNA polymerase II; positive regulation of gene expression. The record is from RefSeq and is a predicted model, not a curated record. The transcript is spliced from 31 exons. The coding region runs from base 117 to 4325 and encodes 1402 amino acids. Gene Ontology annotation, cellular component: transcription regulator complex; mediator complex. Lineage: Eukaryota; Metazoa; Chordata; Actinopteri; Atheriniformes; Melanotaeniidae.